Molecule: messenger RNA, 1419 nt
Organism: Syngnathus acus (greater pipefish)
Lineage: Eukaryota; Metazoa; Chordata; Actinopteri; Syngnathiformes; Syngnathidae
Product: zinc finger protein Gfi-1b-like
Exons: 6
Coding region: 163-1038 (291 amino acids)
Biological process (GO): regulation of transcription by RNA polymerase II
Molecular function (GO): DNA-binding transcription factor activity; RNA polymerase II cis-regulatory region sequence-specific DNA binding
Source: RefSeq, a predicted model, not a curated record
UACUCAAGUUUGUCCCGAUUGUUGGGAUGUGUGUACCCCGCUGUAAACCUUGCACUUGAACUCAAUGAGCAGAUUUUUGCUUUGACCGGAAUAUGCUCAAUGCGGUGUUUGUGUGAGGAAGCGGUGUAGUUGUCACGUCACAGAUGAAAGCGCUUCCUUUUCAUGAGGGCUUUAGAAUCCUUCACACCUCACUUCAGCUUCAUUUACCUGCUUCUUGUAUCAUUUUGCCCUCGAUUGCUCAGCGUUCAACUUCAUUUCUGUGUGAUGCCUCGGUCCUUCUUGGUAAAGCGAGGAGGCCUCCAACCCAUUCGCUCAGAACAGAGAAUGAGCAUUGGCCAAAAAGAAACGCGGCCCCAAGAGCCAUCCCUGGGGCACACCGCAUCUGCUCCACAGCGCCUCGAUACGGUUACCGUUGAUUCGCUUCAGCCUGUUUGUGGCGACCAACACUGUGAAGACGUUCCUGCUGUUCCCAAAGUUGAAAAGUGGCCCAGACGUCACGUGAGUUCCGAUAGACAAAAAUCAUCAGGGAUGGACUUCUUGCCUCGGAACGACUCUGACUGCUCCAAGAUGAUUUGUGCCAGUCAAGAGUGUCCACUAUGCGGAAAACUAUUUACCCACUUGUGCACUUUUAAGAGGCACGUAUACAAGUGUCAUGGAAUCACAUCCUAUGCAACAGAUCUUGAAUCGUGCAAGGGCAAGGACGUCAGAGCAUUCGGCUGCAGUGUUUGUGGAAAAGUGUUCAAGCGCUCGUCCACGCUGUCCACGCACCUUCUCAUCCAUUCUGACACGCGGCCAUACGCCUGCCAGUACUGCAACAAGCGCUUCCACCAGAAGUCGGACAUGAAGAAGCACACGUUCAUACACACGGGUGAGAAGCCCCACGUGUGUCACAUAUGUGGCAAAUGCUUCAGCCAGAGCUCCAACCUCAUCACACACAGCCGCAAGCACCAAGGCGACUGGCCCCACCGCUGCCCUCGCUGCCUCUUCAGCUUCCAAGAGCCUGUGGACCUGUGGCAGCACCACUGUGCCCGCCGCUGACACAAUGUUUUUUUUUUAAUUCAAGUUUUACUAAUAUAAUUAGAAAGUUUUUAUGUGGGAAAAACAUGUGAAUAUUAUUAUUUGAACCCCUUUUGUCUUAAGAUUGGAAAGAAAAAAAUAUAUAGAAAUAUGAGACCAAGUGAAAAGAUUUUUUAUCCCACCGAUGACCGAGGCAAGGUUCAGAAUAAACCACUUUAUUUGGAACUAUAUACACAUGCACGCUUUGCAGACUUUGACACAGAAGGGGAUAGCAAAAUCCAAUUGACACGCAGCGCAGGAAACUCUCAACGAUGGUCAGCACGCCUCCUCGGGUUUCAACGUGCCAAUCAAUGUCUGAAAUGAUCCCAUUGUGUAAUUUCAUUAAAGAACGCAUCUCCGGGG